This is a messenger RNA of Ipomoea nil (Japanese morning glory), 1111 nucleotides long. RefSeq names its product elongation factor P. Gene Ontology annotation, cellular component: cytoplasm. Gene Ontology annotation, biological process: peptide biosynthetic process; translational elongation. The record is from RefSeq and is a predicted model, not a curated record. The transcript is spliced from 7 exons. Gene Ontology annotation, molecular function: translation elongation factor activity. The coding region runs from base 116 to 811 and encodes 231 amino acids. NCBI's taxonomy places the organism in Eukaryota, Viridiplantae, Streptophyta, Magnoliopsida, Solanales, Convolvulaceae.
AUUUACCUUAUCCAAGGUCGGGUUAACACAGUUCUCUGGACCAUUGUGAACCCUCAAAUACUGCCAUUCCUACUACUACUACUCAAUCUUCACUUCAUCUUCGUCGACGACAGCCAUGGCCGGAAUCUCCGGCCUCAAGCCGGCCUUCUGCCCCAAUCUCUCCGUCGUUUCGUUCAAGUCCUCGUCCCUCUCAUUUCCAUCUAUAAAGCUAUCUCCUAAAAUCUCCUUCCGCUCCAAAUUCCCUAGAAUAUAUGCGUUUUCUAGCAAUGAUAUUAAAGUGGGCAGCAACAUUGAAGUGGACGGAGCUCCUUGGAGGGUUGUUGAAUUUCUACAUGUCAAACCUGGCAAAGGAGCUGCAUAUGUGAGAACCACAUUGCGGAACUAUGUCACAGGAAACUCGGUUGAGAAAACUUUCCGAGCUGGAAGUAAGAUAGAAGCAGCAGAUAUUUCCAAGGAGACAAAACAGUUCACUUACAAAGAUGGUGCCCAGUUUGUGUUCAUGGACCUGAAUACGUAUGAAGAGUUUCGCCUCAAUGCAUCAGAUGUUGGGGAUAAAACAAAGUUUCUGAAGGAGGGCAUGGACUGCAUUUUGCUUUUCUGGAAUGGAAAAGUUAUUGACUUUGAACUCCCAAUUACAGUGAAGUUAACAGUAGUUGAUGUUGAUCCUGGUCUUAGAGGAGACACAGCCCAAGGUGGAUCAAAACCAGCAACCCUUGAGACCGGUGCUGUUGUUAAUGUUCCAUUGUUCAUAGACAAAGGGGUGGAGAUUAUGGUGGAUACUAGAACCGGGCAAUACAUGAGUCGGGCAUAGAUUGCUCACUGCUGGGGAAUAAGUUUUCAUCACCUUACUUAUAAUUCCCCAUAUGGAUUUUUGAAGCUUCCAUCAAAGCCCGAUUACAAAUGCAAUUUUGUAAAUCUAUGUAUUGCAUAAUGAGUUGAUAGAUGUAUACAUUUGCAGGCGUUAUGAAAACUACAUAGACAUGGCUUUCAGCCUUCUGUUCUAUUACUAAUAUCACUGGGUAUGCAGAAGCUUUUCUUGUAUCUUUAAUUUGCAUUUCAUGAACAUAUGAAAUCUGUGAAAAUCCUAGCAGAAGUUAAACAUGAUUCCUAA